Molecule: messenger RNA, 300 nt
Organism: Fraxinus pennsylvanica
Lineage: Eukaryota; Viridiplantae; Streptophyta; Magnoliopsida; Lamiales; Oleaceae
Source: the annotation of a GenBank genome assembly
AUGAAGGCACCAAAUUUACAACCCGAUAUUAUCGGUGGAGUUGUCUUUUUCUGUGAAAAAGAAUUCGAAGCUGUAAUGGCAAUAUUGUCAAUGAAGGCAAAAAUCAUGGCAUUUCUGCUCAAAUCCUAUCUACAAAUAAUGGAAAUUCUCCAUUAUUUUUUGUCCUCUGUGUCGCAUCUUCCGUCUUUUGGCAGCCGAAGAAAUAAAGAUUCUGCAAAAUGGAGAGUAUUCACAGCUUUUGGCAGUUGGGAGACGACCUUCGAGGGCAAGCAAAAGUCUCCGAGGAUCACAAAUGGUUAA